Molecule: messenger RNA, 2654 nt
Organism: Moneuplotes crassus
Lineage: Eukaryota; Ciliophora; Spirotrichea; Euplotida; Euplotidae
Source: the annotation of a GenBank genome assembly
UAUGAAUACCGAUACCAAGUGGACUAUUCGUGAAAUUAAGAAGAAAAUUGAGAACCUUCAGAUGAGACUUGUCAAAGAAAAAAGGCUAAUAAAUAAGCCAUCCAACGCCACAAGAACGAGGAACCACCUAAAUGAGCCAAAGGGUUCGGUCAGAUCGAGCACAGUGUCUUUAACUCCGCCUGAGAAGCACCAGCUUGCCUACAUGAACAUUGCAAGGAAAUUCAUAACUUUCGCGAAUAGUGUAUGAAUUUUGUAUAUCCAAGAUGGGUUGAAGAACGAAGCUUAUGAACUUCUUAAAUAAAUGAUCAUACCUCGAACUUGAGCUACUUGAAAAUGAUGUGGAUAAGGUCAUGAAGUGGAAAGGCCACCUGCUUUACAACUAUAUUCUCUGUCAUUUCUUUGGAAAGUCCGCCCUUACUCUUCAAAAUUUGGGGUAUAUUUUGAAACUUUCUCGGAAGCUGAAUGAUACAAAGAUUAAAAAUUGGGAUUUCCUUUGCUCUAUAAAUUUCUUUGCCUUUUAUAUUUACUGGAAGUUCAAGAGAUAUGAUCAAUGAAUCGAGGCCCUCGAAACUGCACAAAAAUAUGUAUUGAAGCUAAUGGACAACGAACUCCCCCAGAGCAGUAAAAUUAUUGCCAAAGUUCAGGAGGUUGAUGAAGAGACUGAGAAAGAGUUUUCUGAUUGACCUUAUCUGGAAUCCUCUAAAGGAAAUACUAAAGAUCAGCCAAAGAAGAAACCUCAGAACCAGUUUAUAUCGUAUUAUGAUACCAGCGAUAGUGAAGAAAACACGAAGGAAAAUCCUUACCCUCAUGAUCAAUCACAGAGAUAUGAAAAUGAACCUAUUUCUGCUGAUGAUAAUGAUCCUAAAGAAAGCAGACUAUGCCAGUUGUCCAAGUUUAACCUUUUCGGAUUAAUAAAGCUAUGAAAUGCAUCACUAGUUCUGAUAAUCCAACAGGACAAACAGCAAGCUUUAGAAAUUCUAAAGCAAGGAAUUGAAACGCUAAGUAUUCUUAGUGAGAAAUUCGGGUCUCCUAUCAUCGCUCAAAACUUGUUAGAAAAUCUAUGUGACCAAAUUUAUUGCUCACAAAAAUGUGAUGACCAAACUAUAAAAGAGGUGCUUAUCUCUAGAGGAUCUCGAAAUUUGAGAAGUUUUAAAGACCUAAACACAACAAAUACUCCAAAACUACAAGGAACAAGAGAAAGGUCUUUAGAUGAGAAUCAUUCUGAUACUCAAUACAUCUUCGCUACUUCUGAUGCUCCAUAUGAAAAAGAGAACACAAAUACAUCAGAAGGUAAUGAAGAAAAAGAGGAAUUGGUUACUAAGAUGCCUCUAAAUCCUCGAGGAAUCAUUAAUUCAACUGAUUUCAAAACUAUUAUGAUGACUGCCACCUUUAUUCCAUUUAUUAAACCAGGAAUCCCUCGAUUCCAAAUCAACCAGAAAGAGAUCUGCCAAGCAAAGAUUAAUUUUAAGAAAUAAGGAGAAGCUAUUCAUUGAGAAUAUUUGUCUAAGAGACAACAUUAUCAGCUACAAUUCUCGAAAUAAUAAAGAAACUCCGAUCAAGAAUGAGACAUCGAACAUUUCUCAUCACCCAGAGCUUAAUGAUUUGAAAGCAGAAUCCGGAAAUAACAAUGAAAUUGAUGAAGAGUUAGAUAAAUCAAUCACUCAGAUAAAUAGUUCCAUGAAGGAUCCAGCUCAAAAGCAGGCAAUAUCUCCAAUCCAGCCUUGUAAGGAAUACAAUCAUUAUUCCCAAAGCGGAAAUCCUUACAAUACAAGACACCCGAAGCCGAAGAGAUAUGUGAGGAACACGAAUUUUAGAGUGCAGAAUAAUAAAUCCCAAGCUCAGUACCAGAGGAGCGAGCUAGGCUCUGCAGUUUGUUCUCGAGAAAGAGACAUUUUCCCAACAAGUACCAAGGUUCAUCAGGCUAAUAAUUUUGAGUUAAGGAGCUUCACCGUCCACACUUCAGGUGUGAACCAUGAGCUUAACAGAACCAGGGAUGAGGUAGGAACUAGACUUCCUUUCAUCCAAAAAGCAGAGAAUAGCAAGAAACUGAUGAAUUAUACAAAUAGCUCUAUCAGACAAUAUAGUUUGCCAAAGAGAGCAAACGUUAGGUAUUCAACAAAGGAAAGCGUAUCGAUUAAGAAUUCACAAGCGAAUGGCACUUAUCAUCAAAAAGUGAUACGCUCACCAAGACCAACAACUAUUGCUCAGGAAAGAAUCGGAGGGAAAUAUGAAAAGAUCCUACCAGACAAGCGGCCUCUUAAGAAAAUCAAAGGAAGAAUGAGGCAAUUUAAUUCGUCUAAAGGGUCUCAGAGGGAAAGCUUAGAGCGCCCGAUUACUAUAAAAAGCACAGCUAAGAGCAAGUUUACUCCUUAUCCAAGACUCUCUAAGAAAAAUGAGAAAGGCGAUAAUAAGAUCAAUGAAAAUAAGCUACCUACAUCUCUUCUUAAAGUUAAAUCAAACUCUCGAGCAGGAGCUUCUCAGCCCAAACCCCAGAACUCCAAAGGCCCUCUUCCUGCUUGUAAAUCUCCUUCUUUACCCUCCAACAUGCUUCAAAUAUACAAAUACCACAAAUCCCACUUAAAAUAUUCAAAAAUCCAGAAACUAAGCCUCCAAUCUAAGAUGUCUUAUUCAUUAAAUCCCCAAUAAAUAUUCAA